Molecule: messenger RNA, 1545 nt
Organism: Syngnathus typhle (broad-nosed pipefish)
Lineage: Eukaryota; Metazoa; Chordata; Actinopteri; Syngnathiformes; Syngnathidae
Product: major facilitator superfamily domain-containing protein 4B-like
Exons: 10
Coding region: 1-1545 (514 amino acids)
Biological process (GO): transmembrane transport
Source: RefSeq, a predicted model, not a curated record
AUGUUUGUGGACGAGCGCAUCGUGACUCUGUUCAAGAGGAACGCGCAUCACACCUUGACUUACUGGAGCCUUUUCUUCAGCUUCGGGCUGAGCAUCGCUUUUCUCGGGCCCACCAUUAAGGACCUGCAGUGUCAAACCAAGAGCACGCUGAGCCAGAUCACCUGGGUCUUCUUCUCCCAGCAGUUCUGCUUGCUGAUCGGCAGCUCGGUGGGCGGCAUCUUCAAGAGGACGUUGUUCAGCGCGCUGUCCGCUUUGUUGGUGUCGACGCUCCUCAUCUCGGUCAUCUUCGCCGUCAUCCCUUGGUGCACCCAAGUCCUGACGCUGGCCGUGGCCAUGGCCGUGUCCGGCUUGGCCAUGGGAGUCAUCGACACCAUCGCCAACAUCCAACUGGUCAGCGUCUACCAGAAGGACUCGGCCGUUUUCCUACAGGCUCUCCAUUUCUUCAUCGGCUUCGGCGCCCUGGUGAGCCCCCUGAUCGCCGACCCCUUCCUGUCGGAGCACUGCGGCAACAGCACCGGCAACGUGACCGAGUUGAUGCAUCACUUCAGAAACACGCUGAUAAACAGCCCCGUUGCCGAGCACAACGUCACGCCGAGCCACGGAGGGGAGGCGGCGGCGGCGGCGGGCCCCGGUGUGCACUACGCCUUCUGGAUCAUGGCUCUUAUCAAUCUGCCCGUGCCCCUGGCCGUGCUCUUCCUGAUGUAUCGCGAGCGGCUGAUCCCGUGCUGCCCCGGCGCCGCGCCGCAUCUGCUGGACAAAGACGAACUGGCCAUGGAGAACCGGCAGGGAGCCCGAGACGCCGAGGCGCCCCAGGCUGGAGGUCACGGGAAUAUCUUCAGCUGCUGUCAGAAUGAUAACCUCCGUGGCCUGCCGCUAUCCUUCUUCAUGAUUCACAUCCUGGGCGGGAUGGUGCUCUUCAUGAGCGAUGGCAUUGUGGGCGCCUAUGCCGGCUUUGUCUUCACGUAUGCCGUCAAACCGCCCAUUUCUCUCGCCCAUAAGGCAGCCGGCUACUUACCCAGCAUUUUCUGGGCGGCCAUCACGGCAGGUCGGCUGCUCUCCAUCCCUCUCUCGUACCGUUUCCCAGUGGUGAGACUGCUCAUCUUCAAUCUGGCGGGCGUAAUCGUCACAGUCUUGCUGCUGCUGAUCCUCCCCAACAGCCGCGCAAUGUUGUACGUCGGCACCUGUUUGUGUGGGCUUUUUCUCAGCAGCAUCUUCCCGUGCAUGCUGGCCUACACCGAGGACAUCCUCGAUUACCAGGGAUGCGCUACCUCGGUGCUGGUGACCAGCGCGGGAAUGGGAGAGAUGGUCAUGACGGUUCUGGUGGGCUCUAUUAUCGAGACGAAAGGCAGCUACAGCUUUCUUCUGUGUGGCGUGAUUAUCGCCAGCCUUGGGUUGCUCCUUUUUCUGGCGCUGCUCUUCUUCCAUCGGCUGCACAGAAACUACCUCACAGGAACGACAAGAAAAUCGGCCAUGGUGGAGGAAGAAACGCCAGGAGCGAGUGGCUCGCCCGCAGCUGAGCCAAACGAGGAGGCGCAGGAGAGCUGA